Molecule: messenger RNA, 1487 nt
Organism: Hevea brasiliensis (rubber tree)
Lineage: Eukaryota; Viridiplantae; Streptophyta; Magnoliopsida; Malpighiales; Euphorbiaceae
Exons: 3
Coding region: 16-1140 (374 amino acids)
Molecular function (GO): hydrolase activity
Source: RefSeq, a predicted model, not a curated record
UGUAAGGCUGGGAUUAUGGGGAUGGAAGAGAAAUAUCCGAAUUUACGAAGAUAUUUUGGUAUCAAGAGGUGCUACAGCGCUCUGCUUUUGUUUGUCCUUUGUUUGAGAGAGCACGCCAGGGGAACUGACAUGGGGCUGCCCUCGGCCACCACCGCAUCUUUUUCAUUCUCGACUACGAUAAGCGCUGCCGCUGCCAGAGCCGCCGCCGCCGCUACAAAGCCAAGAUCCUUUCUCUACCGCGGCCUUUAUUUCCUUUCAACAUCUUCCUCUCCUCUGCUUCCUUCUCCUUUUGCAAAUUUUGACCGUAAAGCUUCAGUUCAUGUUCGGAGAAAACGCAGUUUGUAUCCUUGGAGAUCAUCUAUAGAUAAUGUUGCCCACAGAGUUUCUUGUAACCUGUUGAAAGUUGACGAUGACAUAAAUGAUGAGGCAUGUGAGUUAGUUAAUGGAGUGGAACUGUCAAUAGGUGAGGGUGUUGAUUCCAUCCAUGCUUAUCUCUUCAAGGCGGUGAAAAAUAAUAAUGGAACUGGCAUACUGCUUUUGUCUGAUAUUUUUGGGUUUGAAGAUUCAUCUACAAGAGACUUUGCAUAUCGUGUUGCCUGCAAUGGCUACAAUGUUCUAGUUCCUGACUUAUUUCGUGGAGACCCAUGGGCAAAAGACCGGCCAAUGACAAUGUUUGAACAUUGGUUAGCAAAACAAGAACCCCAGAGAGUUGCAAUGGAUAUUGCCACGGCAGCAAAAUGGAUGGCUGAUGAAUUUUUAGCUGUGGGAAUCUCAAAGAAGCUGGGCAUAAUUGGGUUUUGCUUUGGAGGAGGCCGACUGAUUGAGGUGCUAUCUAGAGACCAAGGAGCUUGUUUUGGCGUUGGGGUCUCCUUUUACGGUACGAGGAUGGAUCCAUCAGUAGCUUCCAAUGUUAAGGUUCCAGUAUUGUUUAUUUCAGGGGACAAUGAUCCACUUUGCUCAGUCAAUGUCUCGAAAGAUAUCGAGAAGAGAAUUGGUCAUGGGUCAAGGGUAAUUGUUUUUCAGGAAAGAGGUCAUGGCUUUGCGCAUCGUCCUAACUCCCCUGAAGAAGAUAGAGAUGCAGAGCUAGCUUUUGUACUCAUGAGAAAUUGGCUACACGAUGGUUUGGUCUUAGAAGAAUGAGGACAGGCUAUGCAAAUUCAUUGCGCUUGUCAAGUUUGCUGCAUCCGCUGCUGAUGAAUAGGCUGAAAUUUCUUGGGAGAGUAAUGAUGGAACACCGAAGGUUUAAUGCUGUAGAUAGUUUGUGUCAAAAGUUCUGCAAGAUGCAUUGUUGAAUAGAAAACAUAGUAGAGGAAGUCAUGUACUUUGUUCAAAUUGUAAUUAUCCUAACUCCGAUGUUGUACAAACGGUAAAGCCAAGCAUUGCAGGAUUGUAGUCUUAGAAUUCUAUAUAUUUAGCUGUAAAAAUCAUAUAUCAUGUGUAUUGAAAAUUUAAAUAAAUAAAUAAAUAAAAAGAUAGCUUCCGCCUGA